Messenger RNA from Pseudophryne corroboree (corroboree frog), 2037 nucleotides. Its product is annotated as cytochrome P450 2G1-like. Lineage: Eukaryota; Metazoa; Chordata; Amphibia; Anura; Myobatrachidae. Gene Ontology annotation, molecular function: oxidoreductase activity, acting on paired donors, with incorporation or reduction of molecular oxygen, reduced flavin or flavoprotein as one donor, and incorporation of one atom of oxygen; heme binding; arachidonate epoxygenase activity. Gene Ontology annotation, biological process: xenobiotic metabolic process; epoxygenase P450 pathway. Bases 118 to 1605 code for a protein of 495 amino acids. Gene Ontology annotation, cellular component: intracellular membrane-bounded organelle; cytoplasm. The transcript is spliced from 9 exons. The record is from RefSeq and is a predicted model, not a curated record.
CAUAAUCCAGCUUCUACAAUAUCAUACAUACAGGAGGUCAAGCUGACUGAUUGUUCUCAGUGUGUUGGCAGACCAUCAGACACACAGAGAACACAAGCCAUAGGGAACUAUCUCAGAAUGGAUAUACCACAAGAUCUCGCAUUACUAUUGAUUUUAUGCACCUCUUGUCUCUUCUUGUAUCUGAGAUUGAAGAGAUUAUGGACCUGUCAAAACCUUCCCCCUGGACCAACACCUUUACCACUGCUGGGGAACAUCCUAGAUAUAAAAAUAGGAGACUUAGUGAACUCUCUGAUGAAACUCAGAGAGAGAUAUGGUGAUGUGUUUACCAUCUAUCUUGGGUCCCGUCCAAUUGUGGUUGUUACUGGAUACAAAUUAGUGAAAGAAAUCUAUGUAGACAAUGGAGAUGAUUACUUAAACCGCGGGGACAUACCAUGCUGGCAGCCUUUCUAUAAGGAUUAUGGUCUGGUUUUUACCAAGAACAUAGGGAGGUGGAGGGAGCUCCGCCGGUUUUCCAUGUCCGCUUUGCGUGAGUUUGGCUUUGGAAAAAGGAGCAUUGAAGAUCGUAUUCAGGAAGAGACUAGUUGGCUGGUGGCAGAGCUGAAGAAGACUCAAGAGUCAUUCUUUGAUCCUCGACACUGUUUCAGCAAAGCUAUUUGUGAUUUAACUUUUUCCAUCAUGUUUGGAAAUCAUCAUCAAUAUCAAGAAAAGGACAUGGAUUCUGUUUUGUCUUGCAUACAUGAAGUAAUUGUGAUUAUCAGCUCAGCCUGGGGGCAGAUCUAUGAUGCGUUUCCAUGGCUGAUGAGAUUUCUUCCUGGCCGUCACCAUAAGACAUAUCAUCUGCUAAAGAAGCUCAGCCAUUUUGUUGAAACUAGAGUCCAAAUUAACUUGAAAACUUUGGAUCCUAAUAACCCCAGAGAUUAUGUUGACGCUUUCCUCAUCAAAAUAGAAAAGGAGAAAGCGAACCCAGACAGUGAAUUUAACAUGAAGAAUUUACUGGCGUGUACCUUACAAAUCUUCUUUGCUGGGGUGGAUACUGUCAACACAACGCUAAUCUAUUCUCUCUUAGUUCUUCUGAAAUAUCCUGAUGUCCUUGCAAAAGUGCAUGAUGAGAUUGACUGUGUCAUUGGCCGACAUCGCAGCCCAACUAUUCAAGACCGGAACAACAUGCCUUAUACAGAAGCAGUGAUUCAUGAAAUGCAAAGAUUCACCGACAUGUCUCCAUUGGGUUAUCCACGUAAAACAUUAAAAGAGGUGAAGCUAAAAGGAUACACACUACCAAAGGAUAUCGAUAUUUUCCCAGCACUGACAUCUGUGCUGAAAGAUCCGUCCUGUUUUAAGUACCCAACAGAAUUUAACCCCGAAAAUUUCCUCAACGAGAAGGGAGAGUUUCAGAAGAAUAAUGCCUUCAUGCCUCUAGCUGCAGGAAAGAGAAACUGCAUCGGAGAGCCCCUAGUACGAAUGGAACUGUUCCUCUUCUUUGUCACCAUCCUGCAAAAUUUUAACUUGAAGUCCCCUGUGCCACGAGAAGAACUGGACCUUACACCCAAUGUAUCUGGACUGUUAAACCUUCCCAAACCAUACAAAGUUUCCUUUAUUCCUCGUUAACUACUAGGAUUGGCUCAGAACAUUGUAAUGCACUGUAAGGGGAAUAUUUAAGUGCGGGUUUUUAGAAGUGGAGAUGUUUCCCAGAGCAACCAAUCAGCUUCUAGCUAUUAUCUUCUAGAAGGUGCUCGAUGAAUAAAAAGUAAAAUAUGAUGCAACAUCUCCACUUCUAAAAACGUGCACUGUAGUAACUACACCCAUAAGUGUUCACUUGGGGGAGAAUUCAAUUGUUUGAAAAGUCGGUUGGGUGUCUGUUUUUUCCUGUCUAUUAGAUAGGAAAAAAACAGACACCCAACUGACUUUUCAAACAAUUGAAUAUACCCCUUGGUGUUUACUUGGAAUUUAAGGUGACUCAAUACUGUAUGUACAUUUCUGAAGACCUUAUCUGCCUUGUACAGUAUCAUCAGUAUCAUACAAUUUAUCUAAGUAUAUUUA